GGGCGGGGCGCCUGACUCCUAGCCUUCCAUACAUGGGACCGCGGACAGGGGAGAGCGCGGGGGAGGGAGAGGGAGGGGACGCAGGGAGAGAGAGACAGUCGGAGCAGAAAGAGGAGAGAGACCAGAGAGAGGGGGCUGUUGCGCCUCUGCGUCUGGGGAUACCUUGCAGUCUGUCCGCCUGCUGGACCGAUGAUGUCACCAGAGAUCCUCUCCCCUGGUUGGCUGCAGAGGCUGCUGGCUGCCGCACUGAUGCAAAUGGCAUUGUGGGCCGGCAACGUCCUCUCUUCAGCCGAUCGUCCGGCCACGUGCUUGGAGCGUGGCCCCGCCUCCUACAUUCUGGUGUUCACGGGACAGUGGAGCCCCCAGACCUUUCCAAAACAGUACCCACUGUACCGCCCUCCCGCGCAGUGGUCCAAGCUGAUAGGGCAGCAUGCCUCUGGGAUACUGCUCUCCCCCGACACCGGAUUCUGGUGGGAGAGGAAGAUGAAGGAGCGGCAUUCGGCGCCACCUGCAAUUGUGGCUCGUGUCAAGACUCCAGUUCAGCCGCGCCCAGACGGUCCUCAGCCCAGGAUGGUGCCCGGACCUCCCGGGCCUGAAGGCUCUCUGCUGCCCUUCACCCUGGGGGUGAGCAGUGGGGUCUCCUGCUUCCUUCUGCCCUGUGCAGCCCUCCAGGCGGCUCGGUUACGGGCGGGCAGCGAAUCCCCUGCUCUCCCUCUCUCUUCCCCCCAUACCUCUCUCUGCCCUCUCUCUCUCUGUCCACAGCUCUCUCUGUUAGUGAAGAUCAUUCCCAGCCCCGACUGGUUUGUGGGGGUCGACAGUCUUGACCUGUGUGAGGGGGGCCAGUGGAAACAGGAUGUGACCCUUAACCUUUACCCUUACGAUGCGGGGUCAGACAGUGGCUUCACCUUCUCCUCCCCCAACUUCCCCACUGACCCGCCAGAGAACAUCACGCGGAUCACCUCUCAGAACCCCAGCCAUCCCGCCAAUUCCUUCUACUACCCCCGGCUAGCAGAGCUCCCCCCGCUGGCCGCGAUCAGGCUGCUCCGCCAGAGCCGAGCCCCAUCCCGCCACACGCCGCUGUCCAACCACAUCCCCCCCCAGCCGGACACCCCGCACUUCUCAGAGACGCCCCUGGACUGCGAGGUGUCCCUGUGGUCAUCCUGGGGGCUGUGCCUGGGCCCCUGCGGCGGCGGGGUGCGGCACCGGACCCGCUACAUCCUGCUGAAGCCGGCGAACAGCGGCUCGCCCUGCCCCGAGCUGGAGGAGCAGAGCGCCUGCACCCCGGACAACUGCCUCUGAGGCCGCCGGGCCCCCUGCUCCCCUCCUCCGGCCAGUACUGGGUGUACAGCAUGUGCACUAUAACACGCCGCACACACGCAGAGAACCACUAGCACGCAAGCAGCCCGUUUCUCCGAGCCCUCCGCCUCACAGGUCACAGCAGGGCAGCCCCCCAGACCCCCAGCCCCCCCCCAACUUCACCCCCAUUCUGCAAGCAACGGUUCUGACACGACCAGCUGCACGCCGUGGAAACUACAGAGAGGAGCAUUUAGCACUGAGAACAGGAAGGCACCUCUUUACACAGAGGGUGGCGGGAGUGUGGAACAAGCUGCCCGGCCACGUUGUUGAAACCGAUACCCUGGCCUCCUUCAAGAAAACCGCUGGAUCCCCAGAUUACUUGGCUACUAACGUGCAAACGGGCCGGAUGGGCUGAAUGGUCUCUUUGAAUUGAUGCACUAAAAGAGCGGUCUCCUGGCGCUCAACUCCGACCAGCAGCGGGGUCCAGAGCGCUGUUGCCGUGACGCCUGCCCCCCUCAACCAGCAGCCACGUGAGGGGGGUGCAGUCGCGCAUUCCUUCCUCCUUCAGAGCCGGACGCACCAGCGCUUCCUGCGGGCUCCACCGGGGGGCGCUCUACCAAGAAAAAAUCUGAACUUUUGUUUCUCUGCCGAAACAUGAAAAAGACUUGAGAUUUACUAAAAAAAAACAACCCCAACCAGCCGUCUGGUGUAUAUACGGUAUGCUGUACUUUAACCUGUGUAACUGAUGAAUAAAUAUUGAGUGUUGUUUUCUCUA
This is a messenger RNA of Lepisosteus oculatus (spotted gar), 2071 nucleotides long. The record is from RefSeq and is a predicted model, not a curated record. Lineage: Eukaryota; Metazoa; Chordata; Actinopteri; Semionotiformes; Lepisosteidae.